AAUCGUUUCACAAGUCGUAAACCAGUUGGCGGUUGUAAGUCCAUCUCGCUGUACGCUCGUUCUGUACACGCUUUUUACGAUUCAUUUAAUCGUGUGUAAAUGUGCAAAUGAUAAGCAAUAUUAUAUAAUUUAACACCAAUUUAUAAAUUUCUUUUACAAAAUAAAUGUUUUUGAUUUUUCUUUUCAAUAAUUUGACAAAGUUCUUAAUGUUUUCAAUUUAAAAAUAUGUAUUUUUCAAUAAAAUCGUCCAUGUUUUUGUGUCGUAAAUCAUUAUCAUUUUGCCUACAGCAGAUUUGGAAUACCUCUAAUUAAAUUAUGAAAUAUGAAAAACAACGCAGUUGAUCUCAAUCGUUUAUAACGUUGUAGCCAUUGAAUGAUUUUAUGGCCGAAGUGGCAACCAACGAAAAUUUUACCGGUCUCUAUAUCAGCACGUAUGGGAGCGGUGGAAGUGGAGGCGUCGAUGGUGUUGUACAACCGACAGCAGUCGCGGACGCCGUUUGCAAAAUCGGAAGUAGUGUCAUUGGCCAUCAACACGGUUUUAUGGCACACCGCAGCUUGGACGCAUACGUCAAGUAUGCCGAGUUGUUGGCCAAGUGCGGGAAAGUGUCAGAAUCUUUAGAGUUAUAUGUUCGGUGUUUUCAGUUGGAUUCGUUGCCAGCCGAAUUUCUAUGGCAAGUGAGUGCCGCGUUUGUGGAUCUUAUCCGGAAACAGCAGCUCUUAAUCAAUAAUGGUGACGAAUCGCGUGCACCAGAGUCUAAAAAAAUCAUCAACGGGCCAUUUACCUGCGGCGUAUGCGAUAUGGUGCUUCGUGAACCAGUCACGUUACAUUGUGGUCAUACGUUUUGUAGGCGGUGCGUGGCCGGUCCUGGUAAACCGUUGUGUAUUAGGUGCGGUCAAAGGACAGCGUUUCAGCCGCACGUUAACGUACUGGUCAAAUCGUUUGUCGAAAAAUUAUGGUGCGAUCAGUUGAGGGCCGCUGAACUACUGGACGAAGGAAAAGUGCUUUAUAGUCAAGAAAAAUUACACUCCGCAUUGCUCAAAUUCAACAAGUCUUUUUAUACAGGAGGCGAGAACUAUGAUCUGCUAAACAUUAGAUCUAGAACACAAUUGAAACUCGGAUUCAAAGGAGACGCUCUUUUAGAUGCUAAUCGAGUGGUGCAAAUGCGGCCAAAAUGGUGCAAGGGGCAUUUUACGCGUGGAAUUGUUUUGCAUUCAACAGAAAAUUAUCAAGAAGCUUUAUUUGAAUUCUCUUUAAGUAUCAUACUCGGCGAAAAUGUCCAAAAAGUAAUUCCACAUAUAGUUGAGGUGUUGCAAAGAUUGUUACUGAUUUACAGUAAAGAAACGGAUGUUUCCAAUUUGGAAAAUUGGAAUCUUAUCACUCAUUUUACGUACCUGAAUACCUUUAUGGUCGAAUCUGACCAAUUCAAAAGCUUACCAAAUGUCUUAUUUAAGAAAAACUCACAGAAUAAUUCUGAUACCAAGGAGUUUGAUGUUACAAAUUCAAUAACCUCGUUGAUCCAACGAAUAAUGGAUGGAAUAACCAACUUUAAACAAUCUUUACUAAAUGUAAAAAAUUGUCGUGAAUUAUUUGUAAACAAAUCUCUAUUGGAAGAAUCCGAUUUUAACUGUGUCUUGUGUUGUGGAAUGUUAAAAAAUCCAGUUACAACGCCAUGUGGACACACCUAUUGCAUGGAUUGUUUAGAACAUAAUUUUGAUUACAGCUUUCAUUGCCCACUGUGUUUGACUGCGUUACCACCGAGUUUGGCGUUGAGCAAAAAGAAUAAUACCGAAUUUGUAGACGAGUUAUUAAAUUUGAAGUUCUUCAUGUAUGGACUGAUGAGAAUGUCUAAUUGGAAAAAGGAAAUUGAUCAGGACAACGCGUACUUGCCAGUAUUCGUUUGCACGAACGCUUUCCCAUCCGUAUCUUGUCCGUUGCACGUGUUUGAGCCCCGUUACAGGCUUAUGAUACGACGGUGUAUCGAGUCGGGUUCACGUAGAUUUGCUAUGAUUAGUCAUUGUCGCCCUCCAAUGAAAUUUGCCGAGUACGGUACUGUACUAGAAAUAAAAGACAGGUUAGUAAUGGGAAACGGUUGCUCUUUUCUCUCUACUAUUGGCACUAGGAGAUUUAAAGUGUUGGUUAGAAAAGAACACGAUGGUUACGACAUGGCCAAAGUACAAAUUAUACAAGACAAAGAAGUACCUGAGAAUAAAUUAAAAGAAGUAAGACAAAUGCACGAUAAUGUACGGCAACGUGGCCUUAAAUGGUUUAACGGUUUUCGAGAGGAAAUCAAAUCGGAAAUUCUAAGAACUGUCGGAUUUCCACCUGCUGUCGAGUCUAAUUGGGAGCAGCUGGUCGAUGGCCCUGCUUGGACUUGGUGGUUAUUGUCAUUGUUACCUCUGGGCGCCAAUGUUCACGUGGACCUUUUGGCAAACACAAGUAUUGAAGUACGCUUGAAAGUCAUUAAUAAGAUCUUAAGUCGCAUUGAGCAAAGCUCACUAUCUCGCCGUAUUACUUCGUCGGAUUAAUAUCAAUUACGGUGAUAAGCAGACAUUUUUUAUUUCUUGAGUAGUAAUUUCUCAAAGUAAAUUUUACAAAAAAAAAAAAGAAAAAGGCUACAAUAAUUUACUGUUCUUUACUACACAAUUCAUGCAGUUGUUUACUCAAUGUAUAGUGUAGUAUGAAUGCUUGUAAUAUUAAGUAUAUUGCAAUGAUUCUGUGAUCUCUAUAUCUGGUCAGUCAAAUUGUUGAAAAUGGUGAAAUGACAUCUCCAAAUAUCAACCUAUUUUUAAUUUAUUUAUUGAUUACUUAAUAUAUUUAUACUAACAUCGUCUGAGCCUUCUUGACCUACCAAAAGCCAUUUAUUAAAAAAUAACCGAAUUUGUAUUUUUUAGUAUUAAUAUAACGCACAAAAUGUAAUUAUUGAAGUACACGUUAUGUAUUUGUUAUGAAAAUUUUAUUGUAAAUAAUGUGACGUUUAAAUAAUGAACAUUCUAUACCGGAUUUUUGUUUUAAAUUGCUAAAUGAAAAGUUGUUAAGACAAUCGUUUUUCUAUUGUGCGCUGUGAUAAUUUUUUUUUUUAUUGAUAAUCUAGAAACAUCAAU
Molecule: messenger RNA, 3102 nt
Organism: Daktulosphaira vitifoliae (grape phylloxera)
Lineage: Eukaryota; Metazoa; Arthropoda; Insecta; Hemiptera; Phylloxeridae
Product: LON peptidase N-terminal domain and RING finger protein 2-like
Exons: 10
Coding region: 382-2526 (714 amino acids)
Molecular function (GO): protein binding
Source: RefSeq, a predicted model, not a curated record